UACGGAAGACAAACGUGGAAACAUAUGGCUUAGUCAAUACAAGACUAUUACUGAUGAACAGAGCCAAUGGACAGAGCAGGAAGUUGCUGCACACCGAGGCACAUAUUUCAAUGUGUACAGUUGCUUUGGGAUCUACUUCAACAUGGCCACCGUCGGCACAGGUGAAAGCGAGCCUGCACAGACUGACAGUAAUGCCAGUUACCUCAGAGCGGCCCGAGCUGGGAACCUUGAGAAGGCCCUCGAUUAUAUAAAGACUGGUGUGGACAUCAACAUUUGCAACCAGAAUGGGUUGAACGCUCUUCAUCUGGCAUCUAAAGAAGGCCACGUGGAGGUUGUGUCUGAGCUCAUUAAACUUGGUGCCGCUGUGGAUGCCGCAACAAAGAAAGGCAACACAGCUCUGCAUAUAGCAUCCCUAGCUGGACAGGCGGAUGUUGUCAAGGAACUUGUGAACAAUGGAGCAAAUAUCAACGCCCAGUCUCAGAAUGGCUUCACACCACUCUACAUGGCUGCCCAGGAAAACCACCUGGACGUUGUCAAAUUCCUGCUGGAUAACGGAUCCAGUCAGAGCAUUGCCACAGAGGAUGGUUUUACUCCACUGGCCGUAGCUCUCCAGCAGGGUCAUGAUCAGGUGGUGUCUCUGCUCCUGGAGAAUGACACCAAGGGAAAGGUGCGGCUACCUGCCCUGCAUAUUGCCGCUCGUAAAGAUGACACCAAAGCAGCGGCGCUGCUCCUGCAGAACGACCACAAUGCAGAUGUCGAAUCCAAGAUGAUGGUGAAUAGAACGACAGAGAGUGGCUUCACCCCUCUCCACAUUGCGGCUCAUUACGGUAAUAUCAAUGUAGCGACGCUGCUUCUGAACCGAGGGGCUGCCGUAGACUUCAAGGCAAGGAAUGACAUCACACCUCUCCAUGUGGCAUCGAAAAGAGGAAAUGCCAACAUGGUCAGGCUGCUGCUGGAGAGAGGAGCCCGAAUCGACGCCAAAACCAAGGACGGCCUGACACCUUUACAUUGUGGAGCGAGGAGCGGUCAUGAGCAAGUAGUUGAGAUGUUACUUGAUCGUGGAGCACCCAUCCUCUCUAAGACAAAGAACGGCCUUUCACCGUUGCACAUGGCCACGCAAGGAGAUCAUCUGAACUGCGUUCAGCUCUUGCUUCAUCAUGACGUGCCCGUGGACGAUGUCACCAAUGAUUAUCUGACAGCCCUGCAUGUCGCUGCACACUGCGGACACUACAAAGUUGCCAAGGUCCUCGUGGACAAGAAGGCCAAUCCCAAUGCCAAAGCACUGAAUGGUUUCACACCGCUUCACAUCGCUUGCAAGAAGAACAGGAUUAAAGUGAUGGAGCUGCUGCUGAAACACGGAGCGUCCAUUCAGGCUGUGACUGAGUCUGGACUCACGCCGAUUCAUGUGGCCGCUUUUAUGGGCCAUGAAAACAUUGUGACUCAGUUGACAAAUCACGGAGCGUCUCCUAACACAAUGAAUGUGAGGGGAGAGACGGCGCUUCAUAUGGCUGCCAGGGCUGGACAGGCAAACGUGGUGAAAUUUCUGGUGGCGAAUGGAGCAGAUGUGGAUGCAAAAGCCAAGGACGAUCAGACCCCGCUGCAUAUAUCCAGUCGCCUGGGAAAGCCAGAUAUAGUUCAGCAACUGCUGCAACAUGGGGCUUCACCUGACGCCACCACCACAUCUGGAUACACGCCGCUCCACCUGGCCGCCCGCGAUGGCCACAAAGACGUGGCAUCCAUCCUGCUGGACAAUGGAGCAUCUCUUGGCAUCACUACCAAGAAAGGAUUCACUCCCCUGCAUGUUGCAGCCAAAUACGGGAAGAUUGAAGUUGCUAAAUUACUGCUACAGAAGCGAGCACCACCUGAUGCAGCUGGAAAGAGUGGACUAACACCACUGCAUGUUGCUGCACACUACGAUAACCAGAAAGUGGCCCUCCUUCUGUUGGAUCAAGGAGCAUCUCCACACGCUGCAGCGAAGAAUGGCUAUACUCCACUUCACAUAGCUGCCAAGAAGAACCAGAUGGAGAUAGCGACCACACUGCUCGAGUAUGGAGCUGAUACCAAUGCCACGACACGCCAGGGCAUCAGUCCUCUCCACCUGGCGGCUCAGGAGGGCAAUGUUGAUAUGGUCACGCUCCUGCUCGCCCGUGAAACUGCCAUCAAUCUAGGAAACAAGAGUGGACUGACCCCUCUUCAUCUGGCGGCUCAAGAGGAUAAAGUCAGUGUUUCAGAAGUGCUGGUUAAUCAUGGUUCCACAAUCGACCCAGAGACUAAGAUGGGAUAUACACCCCUGCAUGUGGCCUCUCACUACGGCAAUAUAAAGAUGGUGCACUUCCUCCUGAAGAACCAGGCUAAAGUCAAUGCUAAAACUAAGAAUGGAUACACACCUCUUCAUCAGGCUGCUCAGCAGGGUCACACACACAUCAUUAACCUUCUCCUGCAGCACGGAGCUUCUCCUAAUGAGCUGACAGUGAAUGGAAACACUGCCUUAGCUAUCGCCAGGCGUCUGGGUUACAUCUCUGUGGUUGACACACUCAAAGUCGUGACAGAGGAGACACACACUACUGUGACUGUGACGGAGAAACAUAAAUUGAAUGUUCCAGAAACAAUGAAUGAGGUUCUGGACAUGUCUGAUGAUGAAGUUCGUAGAGCCAAUGUGCCUGAAAUGCUCAAUGAGGACUAUAUUUCAGAUGUUGAUGAAGGUGAAGAUGCGAUGACAGGAGACACGGACAAGUACCUGGGACCGCAAGACCUGCGAGAGCUCGGAGACGACUCUCUCCCUCAGGAAGGAUACGUGGGAUUCAGCGUCGGAGCCCGGACGGCCAGUCCUAAAGUCAGUCUGCGCUCCUUCAGUUCGGAUAGGUCCAACACACUCAACCGGAGCUCCUUCACCCGUGAUAGCAUGAUGAUUGAAGAGAUCCUGGCGCCGAGCAAGGAUACGGGGGUCUGUAGAGAAAUGCCCACCCUUGUUGACUCUCAUUAUAAGCACCUGGCCUUAGCAAAAGAUUACAACGCAGACUCAAUGAGACGCUAUAGCUGGACUCCAGACACUCUGGACAACGUGAACCUGGUCUCCAGCCCAGUCCAUUCAGGGUUUUUGGUGAGCUUUAUGGUGGACGCCCGCGGCGGGUCCAUGCGAGGAAGUCGCCACAAUGGCAUGCGCAUCAUCAUCCCGCCCCUCAAGUGCACUGCGCCAACACGUAUCACAUGCCGUCUGGUCAAGAGACACAAGCUGGCAUCCCUGCCGCCCAUGGUGGAGGGAGAGGGGUUGGCGAGCCGGCUGGUGGAGGUGGGCCCAGCGGGGGCUCAGUUUCUGGGCCCUGUGAUUGUGGAGAUCCCUCAUUUUGGGUCCAUGAGGGGGAAAGAGCGAGAGCUCAUUAUGCUCAGGAGCGAAAACGGUGAGACCUGGAAAGAGCAUCAUUAUGACUGCAAAUCUGAAGACCUCAUUGAGCUCCUGAAUGGCAUGGAUGAAGAGCUUGACAGCACAGCAGAUCUGGAGAAAAAGCGCAUCUGCCGGAUCAUCACAAAGGAUUUCCCACAAUACUUUGCGGUGGUAUCACGGAUCAAACAGGAGAGUAAUCAGAUGGGUCCAGAUGGAGGGGUCCUGUCCAGCAUGACAGUACCUCUGGUCCAGGCCUCAUUUCCUGAGGGUGCGCUCACCAAGAAGAUCAGAGUUGGACUGCAGGCCCAGCCUGUUCCAGAUGAAGCUGUGAAGAAGAUCAUAGGAAAUCGUGCCACCUUCAGCCCUAUAGUUACAGUGGAGCCUCGCAGAAGAAAGUUCCAUAAGCCCAUUACCAUGACCAUACCUGUGCCUCCGCUGUCUGGAGAGGGUGUGGUGAAUGGCUACAAAGGAGACCCAACACCAAGCCUGCGCCUGCUCUGCAGCAUAACUGGUGGCACAUCGCCGGCUCAGUGGGAGGACAUCACUGGCACUACACCUCUCACCUUUAUGAAUGACUGUGUGUCCUUCACCACAAAUGUGUCUGCCAGGUUUUGGCUUGCCGACUGCCAUCAGACCCCAGAGACCGUAGGUUUGGCCACCCAGCUCUACAGAGAGCUCAUCUGUGUGCCCUACAUGGCCAAGUUUGUUGUUUUUGCUAAAAUGAAUGACCCUGUGGAGUCUAGCCUGCGGUGCUUCUGUAUGACAGAUGAUAAAGUAGACAAAACCUUGGAACAGCAGGAAAACUUCGAAGAGGUGGCCAGAAGCAAAGAUAUUGAGGUGCUGGAAGGGAAGCCUAUCUAUGUGGACUGCUACGGCAAUUUGGCCCCUCUGACCAAAGCCGGACAGCAGCUGGUUUUUAACUUCUAUUCUUUCAAAGAAAACAGACUGCCGUUCUGUGUGAAGGUUAGAGACAGCAGCCAAGAGCCAUGUGGCCGCUUGUCCUUCCUCAGAGAGGCCAAAACUUCCAAGGGUCUCACUCAGACUGCUAUCUGUAAUUUAAACAUCACACUGCCAGGACUCAAGAAGGAUGUGGAUUCAGAUCCUGAGGAAGAGACUGAAAAGCCAGAACGACGUCAUACCUUUGCAUCUCUAGCCUUACGUAAGCGCUACAGCUAUCUGACCGAGCCUGGAACGAAAACAGUUGAACGAAGUACAACAAGAACACUGCCUGCUGGUUACGCUCACAAACCUGUCUUUUCAACAAGAUCUUACCAGGCAUGGUCGACUGCUCCUAUUACCGUCCCUGGGCAAACAAAAUGUGGACUGGGUUCCCUCUCCAGUUCACCUUCCAACACGCCAUCUGCUUCGCCACUAAAGUCUGUGUGGUCCAUUUCCUCUGCUUCUCCAAUCAAGUCCACCCUAGGAACAUCGAAUGCUUCUCCUGCAAAAUCAGUUAGCGAUGUAGCAUCACCCAUUAGAACAUACAGAUCUAUGUCAUCUCCAAUAAAGACUGUGGUUCAACAACCCCAAAACCAAAUUUCUUCCAGUCUCCUGUCUUCGCCAGGUAAAACUGGCACAGAUCCAGUGUCCAUUAAGGGGCUCGCUGCUUCAUUGUCCUCAAGAUCUAACUUGAUUUCAUCACCUGGAUCCAUGCUAGACAGAACUUUCACCACAGUGACUCAAUCAGAUUCUAUAAAGUCAACCGCGAAUACAUACACAUCUUUAUCAUUUAAAUCUACCCUGGCCCCCACAAGCAUAGCAGCCUCCUCUCCCUCUCGAAACAUAACAAGCUUGUCCUCUAUUAAAACAACCACAGAUGCAGCUAGGGGUACAAUUCUGUCAUCGCUUUCUUCAUCAGCUAAGCCUACAAUAUCCAGUAAUGAAACAGUCCUGUUAAACGGAUCCAUUUCACCGAUAAAAUACCCCUCAUCCUCCUCUGCAUCUUCUCGUCUGUUUACAGGAGGGGCUUACAGCUUACAUGAACGGAUACAGGCCACGACGCAAGCAGCUACGGCUAGUGUUGGUGCAGCCUUCAGUGAAGCUGAGAAAACACUUACUGCUGGCUCAGCGUCAAAUUAUAAUGCUCUAAAAUCUGUAUCUUCACCUUUAAGAACAAAUUUACCAAGUUCUGUUUACGAUACCCUUAGAUCACCAGCCACUACCACCACAUCAAUAUCAUCCAUUUCCAUGUCCGUUCCAGUAUUUUCCGUGGUCAAUGUGCUCCCUGAACCCCAGGCGAAGAAACUCUCUGACAAAAUAACAAUCACGCCUCAGACACACACCCAAGCACAGCCCUCAACAUCUCGAAUUAAACCCUCAAAGCCCUCGCUUUUUAUUUCUCCAACAGUCCUCAAAGCUGCUGCCGCACCCACACUGACGUCAAGUCAAGAGAUUCUUAUGGAUGUGGCAGAUAUGAAGGAAGAUCUGAUAAGAAUGACUGCAAUCUUACAAACUGACACGUCAGCCGCAGCCAAAAGCUUUCACUCGCAUGUUUCUAAAGAGCCCAGAAUAGAGGAUGAAGAACCUUUCAGUUUGGUUGAGAAAGUUAAGGAGGACCUUGUCAAAGUUAGUGAAAUUCUCACCAAAGAUGUCCUGAGUGAAGCCAAAAACUCAAGUAAAGACAGGGCCUCAGAAGAUGAAUGGGAAGAGUUCUCUAAAGAUGAAAUUGAGGAGGCACGACAGAGUACCCUGCGUUCCCUGCCAACAUUUGAACCAACCCUUCCUGUCGGGCCACAGUCAGUGCCAGACAAAGAUCUUAAUUUUGCUAAAGUGGUUGAUUACUUAAUGAAUGAUCUUGGUGCCAGUUCCCUUUCAAAAAUAGCUGAUGUAAAGAGCAGGUAUGAUGAAAUAAAGAAGGAAGGGGAGGAAAAACAAAAGCGUACUAUGAAACCAGAGCACAAGCUCAAAAUGCCACCCACAGGUAUGCGGACCUCUCCCUCAGAGAAAGACUUGAGUAAGUUAGCGGAAUCUUAUAGUGGCACAGAUGCUAUCCUGGAAUCUCCUGAUGACUUUUCCCAUGAACAAGAUAAGAGUCCUCUCUCAGAUAGCGGUUUUGAAACCAGAAGUGAAAAGACCCCAUCAGCUCCUCAAAGUGCAGAGAGCACAGGGCCCAAACCCCCCUUCACAGACGUGCCUAUUCCCCCUGUCAUAACAGAAACCAGAACUGAGGUUGUUCACGUCAUUAGGAGCUACGAACAUCCUGAGGAGGUCUGUGAGCCACUAAUGGAUGAGGCAGCAGCUUUGAAGCCUCCGGUUGAGCCUGAGCCAGCAGUUAGCUCGAUCAAAGAUAAGGUAAAAGCCUUGCAGAUGAAAGCCAGCUCUGAGGAACUGGCCUGCGUCAAAGAAGAAACUCAUAUCACCACUACAACUCGAAUGGUCUACCACAAACCUCAACUGAAAGAUGCUGAAGAAACAAUGUCAGUCCGAGACAUAAUGAAAGCUUUUCAGUCUGGAAGAGACCCUUCCAAAGAAUUUGCUGGUUUAUUUGAGCAUAAAGCUGGCCAAGAUGGCAUUAAAGGAGAUGAAUUGUCGCCACGGUUCCUCGAAAAGGAUAAAAAACCCAAAGUUGAGAGAAUAAUUGAGGUGCACAUAGAAAAGGGCAACACAUCUGACCCAACAGAAGUUAUAAUCAGAGAGACCAAAAAGCAUCCAGAGUUUAUAUGCAGGAGUGACCGAGGUCUCAAGGAGCUUGUUGAAAGGGUUGAUGGUGAUUAUGAGGUUCUUCAAGAUGAGGAGGAACUUACUGCUGAAGAAUCACUGCCAUCCUUCUUAGACGCAUCCAGAGUCAAUACACCUGUUUCUCAAGAGGAAGAGUCUCGUCCCAGUUCAGCUCAGCUUAUUGCAGAUGAAUCAUAUAAAGCUUUAAAACUUCUAAGCCAGCAUUCUAUUGAGUAUCAUGAUGACGAGUUAUCUGAGUUGAGAGGGGAGUCAUACAGGUUUGCUGAGAAAAUGUUGCUCUCAGAAAAAUUAGACAUAUCACAUUCUGAUACUGAGGACUCAGUGGCAGACCAGGCACAUAGCAUAGCCACUGAGGUACAUGGGGCAGAAAGCGUAUAUGGAGAAAAAGUAGCUGGCCCCAGGAAGGAGUCCAAAUUAAAGUCAGCAAGGGAUGCAUCAGACAAAUCAGGUAAAUAUCCCCCACAAGAUGAGCAAUAUGACAAAGUUACAGUAUUGCAUUAUACCACAGAACCCGGUAGCCCUAAACAUGCAGUGUGGAUGAGAUUUACUCAGGACAGGCAGGACAGGAACAGAGAGAAACUCAUAUAUGAAGAUAGAGUAGAUCGGACCAUUAAGGAGGCAGAGGAGAAACUGAGUGAGGUUUCACAGUUUUUUAGGGACAAAACUGAAAAGUUAAAUGAUGAGCUCAAGUCCCCCGAGAAAAAGAAACCAACCAGAUUAUCACGAGAGACACGUUCAGGGCCAAGCUCAACAUGCAGCAGCCCUGAGAAAAAGCAAAAGACUGCAGCUGAGGAAUGGGACAAAGGCAGACAGAAGAUGUUUGGCAGCACAAGCGAAAAGAAAAGUGCAAGUCUGCCAAACAGUCCCGAGAGGCAUAUGCUGUCACAGUUCAGUGAGGACAAGCCAAAACAGCACGAAGAUCCUAAGCAGGCAAAGUCAGGUGAUACAGGCCCCCCAGUCCCAGUUAAGACUUAUAGAGUGAGUUCUGUUCGACAAAAGUUUGAAAUAGAAGCACAGAAACAGGAUCAGAAUUUGCCUCUAACACAGUCAAAACAACCAGUUAAAAAAUUACCAGAAAGUAAAUUGCCAGUGUAUCAGUUUUAUACUGGUUCAAAACCCUCGAAAGCUGACUCCACAGAUGAAGGACACCCACCUCAUAAAAAACUAACAGAAACUGAUAAAACUAAAGUAACCCCUCACAGUAGCAGUAGUACUAUUGUCUCAAAGCAGUCGGGUGAAAAAUGUGAAAAAUUUAACACGUCAGAUACUGUUAAAAGAGCCUCACAUUUUGAGAAAAUGAAAGAUCGACAGUUUUAUAAAACUCAGGAGAGCUUUAAUAAAGUUGACUCUCAAGAUUUGAAGGAUGGAAAUAUUGCAGACAGGCAUAGUACACUUAAUGAUAUUAAAGAGCAGCAGUAUCUAAAGAGUGACACUUUGUCUAAGGAUAACAAUAUAAAUAGGAAUGACUUUCAGAUAAAGACCCUUAAGAAAAAGGCAGAAUCUCAUAUUCCUGUGAGAACAUCACCUGGUUCCCCAGACAAUAAUCAGUCAAAGAAGGCAAAUCAAGACACAUUAACUAAAAUAUCUGAAAAGAGCCCAUCGCACAUAACUACCCUGUCUAAACCGAGAGUUCAGGGCCGUUCAGAGUUACAGAGAGAGGAAACCACAACAAAGAGGUCUGAAGAAGUCUCUACUGAAAGUAGAACAACAAGUGGUCUAAGUGACAGUAGUUCGGUUGAAAAAAUAUCCACUAUUACAACAAGAGAAAGUUUCAAAGGGCUUAAAACUUUACCAGUCUAUGUAAGUGUUCAAGUAGGGAAACAGUCUGACAAAGAUAUGGGAGGAGGAGGAGGAACCAAUGGAACAUUCAAAAAGAUGGUUAGCUCAGAAAGUCGAACAAUUUAUGCAGUUAAACAGAAACAGCCCACAUCUCCUCAAGGCAGCCCAGAUGAUGACACUUUAGAACAGUUCUCCUUUAUCGAUAGCUCUGGCAAAAGUCCUAUGACUCCAGAAACACCAAGCUCAGAAGAAGUCAGCUAUGAUCUCACCUCGAGAACCCCUGAUCCAUUUGUUGCAUUUAUGCCAGGUAUUGCAAGCCCAAUAGCUGAGGUUUCAGAGGAGUCUGAAGAUAGUGAACAAGACAGAGCUAUUCAUUUAAAAGAAUCUGGACCAGAAAAAGAAGCCAACAAUAAGCAUGAAACUGGCCAGGAGACAAAAGACAAAAGAGUUGCAUAUAUAGAGUUCCCUCCUCCACCACCCUUGGAUUCUGAUUCCUCACAGCCUGAGAAAAAAGGGUCGACUCCUUCCUCAGAGGCUGAGACUGAAUUGAUGGAAGUAAAUCUCCAAGAGGAGCAUGAUAAACAUCUUCUUGCCGAACCUAUAAUAAGAGUCCAGCCUCCAUCUCCUGUGCCCCCAGGAGCUAAUGAUAGUGAUUCAAGUGAGGAGGAGGAAUCUAUCUUUAAACCUAUUCCGAUCAAGAAAUAUACCUUUAAGAUUGAUGAGGACAAAGAUUUGAAGAAAAGCCCAUCCAAAACUCCUGACAAGAAUGGGAAUGAUAAAGAACAAGGGACAAAUGGUAACGGAAAAGCAGAAGAUUAUGAUUAUGAACAAAAUGGCAAUGAUCAGUCCAUCACAGAUUGCUCAAUAGCGACAACUGCAGAGUUCUCUCAUGACACUGAUGCCACUGAGAUUGACUCUCUUGAUGGAUAUGAACUUCAAGAUGAGGAUGACGGCUUAAGUGAACCCAUCGCCAAACCAUUUGGAUUUCCCAAUGAAAACAGAAAGGAUCUUUGGGCAUCAGAUAAUAUGUCUAGACCAAGUGAUCGUUGUCAAAGUAAACUUGAAGUAAUUCAUGAAGAAUCACCAGCUGAGGAUUACAAAAAGACCAAAGCUAAGACUGAUCCCUCAGUCAAAAGAAAUGGAAAGGACAGUGAAAAGGAUGAGAAACAAUCUGAUCAAGGAUUGUCAGACACUUACUUUAGUUACAAACUAGAUGAGGAGUUUAAUACUCCUUUUAAAACUGUUGCAACAAAAGGCUUUGAUCCUUGGUCAAGCAAAGGAGGAGAAGAUGAAGUUGUGGAUGCUAGAAUUAAAGAUGAUGAGCCAAAGCCAUUUGGGCUAGCAGUAGAUGACAAGUCUACAGCAACAACCCCUGACACAACUCCUGCAAGAACCCCAACUGAUGAAAGCACACCAACUAGCGAGCCAAACCCUUUCCCCUUCCACGAAGGGAAGAUGUUUGAGAUGACCCGCAGUGGUGCGAUUGACAUGAGCAAGCGGGAUUUUGUUGAAGAGAGGCUGCAAUUUUUUCAGAUCGGCCCUCAGAGCCCCUGUGAAAGAACAGAUGUACGCAUGGCUAUUGUUGCUGAUCAUCUUGGCCUAAGUUGGACUGAGCUGGCCAGGGAAAUGGAAUUUUCGGUUGAUGAGAUAAAUCAGAUCCGUGUGGAAAACCCCAACUCAUUGACAGCUCAGAGUUUCAUGCUAUUAAAGAAAUGGGUUAGCCGUGAUGGUAAAAACGCUACAACGGAUGCCUUAACUGCAAUCCUGACUAAGAUCAAUCGGCUGGAUAUUGUGACAUUGCUGGAAGGGCCGAUAUUUGACUAUGGUAACAUUUCAGGCACAAGAUGUUUUGCAGAUGAUAGCGCAGUUUCCCAGGAGCAGGCUGAUGGUUACCACAACAUUGAGCUGGAGCUCAAGAGUCCCUCAGAGCUGACCUAUGAGCCCCCUACCCCUCUGCGCCAAGAUGAUUUCUUUAGCCUAAAGUUCCCCUCUAGCACCCCUGUUAGACCCAGUGAACUGUCCUUGCCAAACACUAGUGGCCCAGUGUCUGCAGAUACCAAGCCACCUACCGUCAUGGCGGAGGACACUUCUAUUGGAGGCCGAGAGUAUGUUGGCCAGGAGGAUGGUUCUGCUGAAGAUGAUUUUGAUGUCGGCAAAGAAUCAGCCGCCACCAACAAACAACGUGAGAGUGAGGGAACCCCAAAAGAAGCAGAAGUCUUCCCAAACAAUCCAGUAAAAGAGCAGAAGGAAGUCCAACCUAAGCUUCCCGUUUGUGUCUCAGCUAGUAAAGCUCCGGGAGACAGUGGCAAGUCUGGGUUUGAUGAAGAAGAUGAAGAGAUGACCCAAGAGAAGAUAAAGUCUCUCUUAGAGAACAUUAAGUUGGAGGAAGGCUCAGAGGAUGAGGAGAUGACAGAGGAGAGGUUACAAGCGAUCCUCUCUCAAGUUCAGCUGGCAGACAAAGACAUGUCUUCAGUUUCAGGUCUGCAGAGUGAGACUUCCGGUACAAAUGGGAAGACAGCAACUUCGGGCCAGGGACUGAGUACUGAAACACAAGGGCAGAGAGAGUUCAGCCAAGAACUAAUGUCAUCAACACCUGGAGUGAAAACUGAGAGGCAAAAUGGGGAACAUCCAGAGCUCCAAGCCCAAGCUCGCUUGUCAUCAGACGCCAGUGAGUCUUCCAGUAAACCAAAGGGCAAAGCUAGAAAAGACUCUGCUCAAGAAGUAAGCAGUGAGGCCCUAGAGGACAGAGGACCAAACAACAGGGGGGAAGACAUUUCCGAGGCUAAAGUCCAGCAGGAAGCUCGUAGAGAUAAUGAAUCCAGUUCUGAUGGGGAAGAAACUGUCACCACCAGAGUGUAUCGGCGGAGAGUGAUUCUGAAGGGUGAUCAGGCCAGAAACAUCCCUGUUGAGACUGUGACAGAGGAGCAGUACACAGAUGAAGAUGGAAACAUGGUCACCAGAAAAGUCAUCCGGAAAGUGGUGCGUCGCACAGCUGGUGUGGAGGAGAAAGGCAGGAGAAAGCGUGGGAAGCGUUCCCGGCAGGCCAAUAGGGCCGAGCAAGAUGAACAAGGGGGCCCCGGGCCCCACAGAGAGCACACUGAGGCUGGAGAAGGAGGGAAGGGCAUAAAGAAGGAAGGAAGACAAAGAGAGAAAAUGGGUCAAUCGUAACAGUUGUGUUCUUUUUGAUCUGAAAGUGUUUCAAAAUCAUUUUCCUAUGAGGAGGAUCACUGGAAACGCGCGCAGGAGGUCAGGGGACGAGGAUCGUGUGUCUGCAGCUUUCAUAAAAACAAAAGGUUUUCCGCCAGAUGGCUUUUGAUUUCGCAUGAGCAUGAAAAAAAAACUUGUUUCUGUCAAUAGCACGGAACGGCUAAUGGUCGAGAGGACUCUGUUGGUGUGACGUUUCGAUCGACUGGUUCCGGGGGGCGUCCGAUAUGAGACGCUCCGACGGCAGCCCAAGCACUUCCGUGACCAAAGAGGCCACGAAACAUACUGCAGAUUGACAGAAAAGGAGGGACUCGUUCGAAUCACCUUCUACACUCGCCUUACAUUUUUUUUCCUCUCGGACCCAUGAUGUCGGGGUGUAUAAUGCUGUUGGAGCUUAUGAUGUACAUAAAUUACACUGUAAAAAUUUGAAAGUGGCUCACGAUAUUGUUAAUGCACUGGCAAGUGUGUAGGAAUGAACUACCAAUUCUGAUUCCAAUUUUAAGGGAACGCUUCGGUGUAACUUCACAUGCACUUGUAUAAUUAUUAGCAAGAAAAAUGUUUGUAAAUGAAAAAAAGCCAGCUUGAUUUUAACAAAAGAUGUUUCUUUCAAACCUGCCGCGGUUUUCAGUGUGUACGAACAUUGGAUCCGCUGUAGUUCUGUUUAAAGAAUUCUUCAGAGUACUAAUAUUUUCAUGCAUGUGAUUCACUUUAUUUUGAUUUUUCUAAACAGCAUAACACACAAGAGAAGGGGGAAUGAUGUUCUGUAUGUAUACACUCACAGCCUUGCUAAUGCUCAGUUUUUUGUUUGGUUUUUUUUUUUUUUGGUUUUUGAAAGACGACUGCAUCACACCACUAUUGUUCAGCUUCACUAAAAUACACUGUGUCCCAUCACAUCACAACGGCAGGAUCUCUAUGCAGUGACAGAUACAGCUGCAAUCCGAAGGCUCACCGGUACGCGUCGCGUCAGCCGGCGUGACGAACUUUUAACUGUUCUCAUGUGUAUUGGCUCUAAGAUGUAGAAGUCUUUUUCUGUCAGCCAGUCGUUUGUAAUCAUUCUAGCAGUGUAUCACUUCUUUUCAAAGCUGCUGUGGUUUUGGGGGAAAUUUUACUUUGAUUUUGGUGCAUUGAGAAAUCACGAGCAUUCAUGGAUGAUAGAUCUGGUAACAAACAUAUGUAUGGGGAAAAAAAACAAACAUACACUGGAUGAUCAAAUUAAUUAUUUAAGCUUAUAAUAAAUUGUGUUCAAACCCUCA
This is a messenger RNA of Puntigrus tetrazona (Sumatra barb), 13296 nucleotides long. RefSeq names its product ankyrin 3b (gene ank3b). Bases 143 to 12007 code for a protein of 3954 amino acids. The record is from RefSeq and is a predicted model, not a curated record. Lineage: Eukaryota; Metazoa; Chordata; Actinopteri; Cypriniformes; Cyprinidae. The transcript has 51 exons. Gene Ontology annotation, molecular function: protein binding. Gene Ontology annotation, cellular component: T-tubule. Gene Ontology annotation, biological process: protein localization to T-tubule; signal transduction; regulation of cardiac muscle contraction.